Messenger RNA from Diaporthe batatas, 8315 nucleotides. RefSeq lists its product as uncharacterized. Gene Ontology annotation, molecular function: polyubiquitin modification-dependent protein binding. Bases 196 to 3615 code for a protein of 1139 amino acids. The transcript has 2 exons. NCBI's taxonomy places the organism in Eukaryota, Fungi, Ascomycota, Sordariomycetes, Diaporthales, Diaporthaceae. The record is from RefSeq and is a predicted model, not a curated record. Gene Ontology annotation, cellular component: nucleus; cytosol; proteasome regulatory particle, base subcomplex. Gene Ontology annotation, biological process: proteasome-mediated ubiquitin-dependent protein catabolic process.
CUGAGCAGGGGUGACCAGUUGAGCAAUCCCGACUUCGACAUCAACAACGUCACCGAAAGACUCUCGCGGCAUCAAGUUCCUGCGUAGCACCCAAGACACUUAUCACGCGUCGUUCCACGUCAAGUCCCCUUCUUCGGCUGUGCAAGACAAGUCUGCGCAGUCUGACCCACCACGACCGAGUCUCCCGAGUGUUCCAUGCAAACAGAGUCCACCAAGAGUAUAGACCAAGAGCCCUCGAACAGCGCCACCACUUCGCAGAAAACCACCACCCAAGAUGGCUUCCGUUCUCCUGAACCAGGCUCUCUCGAUGGGGGCUCUCGGUCUGGGCUCGAUGGCGUCUCAUCUGGCCGCGCGAGCCCAGUCCUGAGGGCGGCCCAGUCUGUCGAGGCUGGCGCAGAAGAAGAGCCUUCAUCGGGUACAUACGAAAGUCACUACACCCUUCCGGGGGAGCGUGUGGCUGCCUACGAGCAUGCUACGGCACCGAGUAUUCCAGCAGCAUUCAAGGUCAUCAAGCGGCCCGCUUCUGCAGCAGAAGGCCCAUCUCUUGCAGACUGCCCUAAUGAGAUUCUGACUCAAAUCCUCUCGCACCUCCACCCGGACUCGCAUGGCUCUGUCGCACUCGUUUCGAAACGGUUCUACUCUCUAAUUGCUGAGCCGCACGCAUGGCGCAUGGCGUUUCUCCGCUACUUCCCUGGCCCAGAGGCCAUGGGCAUCUCAGCUGCCCAUCGAGACGCAGACACGGAGGAAGCCAACAGAGUGCGGUCGGAAUUCCGGUACUUCACCCGUUUGACGUCUCUGGCUUCGUGGCGGAGUGAAUAUCUUCUGCGCACCCGGCUCCUGCGCAGUGUCGCCCGCGGCAAGCCCGGAGCCAGGAUCGGUGGCGCUGGAGGAUCCCUGAGACCCGCUCACUCAUCCAAGAAGGCCGGCGCUGUUCUCACCUACAACACAAAGCUACCGUGGAUGAUCAGCAACAUACACGCUGUGUUUGACGACAACAACAAGCGAGGUCCGAAGGUCAUUGUUGGCACGAGGGACUUGUGUGUCUCUACCGUCAGUGACCCCUCGAGUGGAAAGGUUGAGAAAUGGGGUCUCGAUGAUCCUUUUGCAUUCGCCCAAUUGGACGAGCUGUUUCCGAAUCUGCAGCCAUUCGGCGUCGGGGAUGGUCCAGCUGCUGUGUACAAUGUAAUGGAUGUCAGUCAGCCCUACGGAAUGGUGGGAGGCGAGGGCUUUCCCGGUGGCCGUCCGUACUUCCGUGCAACCAAUGAGCUGCGUGGACGGUAUCUCGGCGAGCAGAACAACAUCAUCGACAUGAGCCCCGAAGUCCCCAAGAUACCGGAGUUGUUGGAAUCCAUAUGCAGUGUAUGGAUCGCCAAGUCUUCGGCAGUUCCCUCGAUCACUCAGAACAUGAUCGGGCUGAUGACUGGGUCUACGCUAGGCGUGGUCACUGCGUAUGCUCUGAAUCACGAUUUCGCGGGCCCUCAAUACAAGGCUGGGGACAUGACCGCACGCUGGGUCCUUAGCCCUGGUGUUCCGAUUGUUUCCCUCAAGGUCGAUGACAGCUUCAACCAAAAGCGUAUGUCACUAGGCCGCGUGUGGGCAUGCGCCCUCAACGCCCUUGGAGAGUGCUUUGUGUUGACGCAGCCCCCGGUCCCACCGACGGAGGCGAGGCGGAAAAGCUCGAGCACCACGAAAUCUUCUUGGACUGCUGGUCGCACCGCCUACUGGGAACUUAUCGAGUCUACGCGCCGUAGAGCACGACCAGACGAUCUCGACAAGAAUGCCGUGCGCGGAGCUUAUUCCCCACGCUCUCCGUGUGAUGCCAUGGCUUUGAGCAAGGACCAGACCAUCGCCGAGGCUCGUGAGAUCGAGAAAUACCUUCGCUACGAGCCGGCUCACUUCCGGAAAGUCUGCGAGGGCUGGGACAUGCGGAGGCAACUUGAAGUUGACUUCGCCGAGGAGAUCAUCCUUACCAUCCUCAGCGGACAAGAUGAGGAACAGUCGCCCGAGAUCAUUCGUUGCAGCAGAUCCACUUUUGGAACAGCUGACACCUCGAAGGUGAACACCCCGACUGUUCUCACCCCAAACGUCCUGUCUCCCACCCCAGUGAAGUCCAUUUUCGGGUCUGGUGCCAACACCCCUGUUCUUGCUUGCUCUCCUGCGCCCGAAAAGCCAGAACCAACCGGUGUGCAAGACGCCAGGGAAUGGCAAAUAACGAGACUCUCGCUGAAAAAACUCGGCAAGGCCCAGAUCACAGCCGUUGCCUUGGACAAUUCUAUUACUGCGCUAUUGGCACCCUUUGAAGAUCCUCUCAACACUGACUCUCCGCACUCGAAAUCGGGAGCGACCACACCGAUAUCGAAGCAGACUACCGGGGAGAUACCGGGCCGAAGAGCUCGCUUCUUUGGAAUAGGCAGUGAUUAUGGCAAAGUACUCGUCUGGAACGUGCGUGACGGAUCAUCAGGCGUGGUGGAACCGGUAUUCUCGGUCCAAACAGAAUCUCCCGAGGUUACGAGCCUGGCUAUGUCGGCGCUGUACCUUGUUCACGGAGGAAGCGAUGGGCUCGUACAGGCAUGGGACCCACUGGCGUCUUCGGUGGAACCCAUCCGGACCUUGAAUUCACGAUCUUCAGGCCGGGCGCCACGGCAUAUCCUGAAUGCCAAUCCUGCCUUGCGACAUGCCGACUACUCGACCUGUCCCGCCAUUUUUCUGGACCCGGACCCGACGGUUCUACGAGGAAUCCUGUGCUUUGGGACGUUCGUGCGAUACUGGUCUUACAGCUCCACAUUUCAGGGUCUAAGCCGCAGACGCCGUCCGCGCCAUUCAGACAUCCAUGGGAAAUUAUCGAGUCGCCGUCAGGGCGAUGCGGUCAUGGGUUACAUCGCUGCUGAAGAAGCCGAGCUUCGUCGCGAGGAAAGAGAUAGCGCGCGAGAGGAUGCAAGACUUCGAAAGCGCUUCGGUGUUGGCUUGGGCGAUCUGACGGAGGAAGAGGCCAUAGAGUAUGCACAGAUGGUAUCUGAGGAGGCUUUCCUGCUCGAUGAGCAGCGGCGCACGAGUGCCAGCGAUACCGGGUCCGCAGUAGACACUGGUGAGAAUGCGUCGUCGUUUGGGAGUCUCGACACGGUUACGCCAGAUCCUAGCAUGUCUGGGUGGAGUCCACCCAGCGGGAUAACUCCAGCUGCCGGGGCGGCUAAAGGUGCAUCUGACCUCGACGACGACGACGGCUAUGAGCAGCAAAUCCAACGAGCUCUUAGACUUUCCCUCAUGGAGGAUGUGAACGAAGUCGGCCAGUCACCUCGAGCAAGCAGCUCAACGGAUUUCGAGUUCGCUGUCAGAUUCAAACCCACCAAAGAGAAGCGGUCCACGACAGUUGCGGGCUCAGCAAGUCAGUCCCACAAACCGUCCCAAUGGGGGCAACCUUGGAAUCAAGCCGGGGGGGACACCUCGUCGCCGAUCAAUGUGGAUGAGGUGGACGAUGAUCUAGCGCUCGCUAUUCGCCUCAGCCUUGAGGAGGAGGAGCACAGGCAGCAGUAUCAGAGUUCCGGCCUUGGCAUAGAAGAGGAUGGCUUUCCUCCACUGGAGACGAGCGGCAAGGGCAAAGGCGUCCUGCGGCAUUGAUAGAGUCUGGCAAGACACAGGGCGGUAGAGGUGGUGGUGUGUCGCAAAUUUGGUUUAUUUCACUUCCCCAGGUAGUCCUGGUGUCUAAAGGUUUGAGCAAGGACUCGACGCGCGUGUUAUUCUAAUUUUGAUGUUACCUCUAGCCUUCCGUGCCCUGUGGUCGCGCCGCCCGCACUUGCCAUCCGAGCUGCAGUUGUCUCGUGGGGUCCGCCUCAGAUCGGACCGUGUGUUGUGCUAGGUUCUGCUGCUUGGCAUGCACGUUCCAUUGCCGGUCCUGACUUGCUGCCGUUGCAUUGGCUCAUGGAGACCCGCGAAGUCAAUUACCUCGUACUCGUUGAUUCCGUAGGCGCGGCUUUUCCGUCCAGUGAACAGGUCAAGACUGCCCCCAUUUUCCAGAGUCUUCGCCACAACAAAAAGAUAUCAAGGACACGGGAGACUUUUCGCCUGAGGUGAGGAUAGAUGGCCACCAAGCUGCCGACGCCCAGGACUCGGAACGGAGUUGCUGGGAAUCGGGAUUGGUCCUGCGGUCCACCUUGCCAGAUCGACGUCCCAUUGCGGUGCGGACCGAUCAGUGAACUGUGGAGGUGGCACGUGCUUUCACAGCAGAGAUAUCGAGAUCUGACAGCCGUGGACAUCAACCCCUAGACCGUCUUGCUCUACUGCCGGCCGGUAUCACCCGUUUCAAUUGGUGCUUGUCUGCUCCUCACUCUUCUGAUUCUGGCACACCGAGCUAUUUCGCCGUGCACCCAACUCUGUUGAAGCAACCACGUCCAACAGUAAACUAUGACACCUGAGACGGUGUACGACGGCGAGGCUGUACAAUCGAGAUUGGUCGUCAAUCGAGGCAAAGCUCCAUCUCUCCACCGGGACCAGUGUCGCCGCGGCCGGGGAAAUGGCUUAUUCACUUUCAAAGAAGCCCAUAGUGUCACAAGAGGAACUGGGCACGGCCAUGUUGGCUCAAGCCAAGACAUCACUGUGCAUGUUGACCAAGGCCUCUGUCCCAUCAUUGGUGGAUCCUGAGUUUCGCUUAAGACACACCCACGCUAACACCUAAACAAAAGUUGAAUGUGCUCCAUACCUGGUCGUUUCACUUCAUUUCUCCGCGUCAUGUUAUUCAUACCAGAUAUGCAAAACUAUGUACAAGGGCCAGGCCCGGUUCUCGACAUUCAGCAUCUCGCCAGCCAGCCAGCCACGCCCCUCGUCAUGUAGCCGUCCCUGAUGCCGACCGACAUGUCCAGGCUCGCCUGGCAGUGCAUCUCGUUGGGGCAGACGAUGAGCUGGGCGUCCGGGCCGGCGGGUCUUGGGGCCUUCCUCUUGGCACCGAGCGAGCCCACGCCGACCUCGCGGGCGCCCAUCAUCUUGGCCGUGUGGCAGACGUCGUCCCGGUAGACCUCGUCAGCACCGACGACCAGCAGCAGCUUCUGGGCCUUGAAGCCGUCCCAGAAGUCCCUGGGGGCCAGGACGGGGGCGGCCCAGACGUCGGCCUCGGGCUUCCAGCUGGCGGUGAUGGCGACGAGGCUGUGCUCGCUCAUGAAGUCCCUGCCAGAGUUGGUGCGGAAGCUCUCUGCGGUGGCGAGGUUGGCGGUGCGGGGCGAGAUGGCGACGGCGCCCCUGAACUUGUUGCGCGGGGCGGGGGGCAAGGCCAGCGGGGUGAUGCCGGGCCUGGGCUGCUGCAGGUGAGCCAGGACGGCGAGGGCCAUGUUGCCGCCGGCCGACUCGCCGCCGAUGAUGAUGUCGGCCGGGCUGCGGUACUUCAGGAUCAGGCGGAGGGCGGCGACGGCCUGGGCCAGCUGGCCUGGGUACUCGCACUCGGGGACCAGCGUGUACUCGAGCAAGACUGGCGAGGCGCGGGCGAUGCGGGCGGAGGAGACGGCGAAGGCGGGCGAGUGCAGCGGCACGAUGAAGCCACCGCCGCUGGGAGCUGGUCAGCACUGGGCUUCGGGGCAGCAGGGGCAGCAAAAUGACGACACAUACUGGAAGUACAGCAGGAUGGGGCCGUUCUGGGCCAGCUUGCAGUCGAUGAAGUGCAGCAUGGCCGGGGGGAAGCCGUCGGUGUCGUCGACCAGGACGGGCUGGUGGGUGAGGUCAUUUGCGGCGCAGUAAUCGGCGACGGUCUUGCCGGUGGUGUUGGAGACAAAGACCCUGAGCUGCCUGGGCUUGAGCAGGCUGAUGGCGGUGCCGAAGCUGGCGGCGGCGUUGCGCCUCAGGGACCUGGCGCACAGGAUGCCCUCCCUCCACUGGCGGUACGAGUUGGCGAGGAAGAAGGACAGGAUGGUGCCGGCGACGGCGGGGAGGACGCUGAGCAGGCUGGACAGCUCGCCGGCGGUGAGCUUUGGGCGGGUGUGGCUCGACAUGGCUUGCCUCGGGAACAAGGACAAGGAGAAUAUUCAGCCCAUCUUUCGCUUGUCGGCUGGGAGGGGGGGGGGAAGGUUGGCAGGCGGGCCUGCUAUAUAAUGCAGGCCCGUCCGAUGAUGAUGCAGCCAGCAGCGAGCACCCACGAGGUUGCCCACGCGGUGGCCUGGCCUUCCUGUUUGGGUAAUGCCACAGGUCAAGCUUCCCGGGCCGGACCUGAUGAGCCAAUCGUAACUGUCGACGGCGACAGUCACGCCCGCCCUAUCGGUAGUGCGGGCAGGCGGGCGAGUGUGCUACCAUGUACCACAGUAGUACGGGGACGGGCAGACGGGAUGCCAAGGCCUGGAGGCACCCUGUGCCGGUGACGGGGGUGGGGCCGGGGGGCCAGGUCCAGAGGCUACCAGACUUGCCAGAGCCCACCCACUCGGCCUCAAGCUUUCCGCCUUGUGGGGCGGGUGCACUGUGGUCGAUCCCGACCAGGCCUCACAAGCCUAUCGGAUCUCGACUCUGCCGGGUGCUACCCACGGUUACCCCCCAAGCCCUCGUCCGAUCUGCCCCAGACCCUCUUCGAGAAGACGUGCCUCUGGCUUCUUGCACGCUGACACACGGUUUCACCCUCUCUGCUCUGGCAGGUGUUUUGUGAAACGGGGGUCCUCCCAUCGUCUGUGCCCUCGUUUGGCCGCCGCACGCUAGAACUGUCAGCCUUGUCGUCGUCGCGUUUGCGUUUGUCCUGGCUCCGUUCCCUGCCAUGGCACAAUAUCACCGCAGCAUCACUCACGUUGCUCUCGCACAUGUCUACACAUCUGAACAGCCUAUCGGCGGCCUUCAGGCGCCCAGGAGCCUCGGUGACAGCUGCCAUCACCCGUCCAUCCGCCCCCAAACAGAGGGACCGAUAGGCUGCUCAUCUCCGGGUGGGAAGAGACAAAUGACUCUCUGACACUCCGACCGACGAUUCAGUUGGCAGCCUGCGCCGCUACAUCAUGCCUUCCGCAUGCUGCACGAGACAUGCUGGGUGCACUCUGUCUCAUCACACCUCGCCCUCUUUGCACACCCAGACACUUCAUGCUGGAGCUUGUGAGCAGGCCAGGGGUCCCACGCCGUCUGAACUUGGCCGCGACUACUAUGUAGUACAUGUCAAAACGGCCAACGCAAUGUCGGAACACCUCCGACCUCAGAGGACAGACACCCCUCCUGCGACAGACGCACAAGGCCACGCACGUUUUGCAGCUGACCCAUGGAACCAAGCCAGAGGCGCCGUCGGGUCUCGCAAUCAUCGCCCGUAUUUCGACGCGGUCACAAGUGACGGGUGCCACUUUAUGCGUGCCGGCUUUGGGUCCGCGCCAGCCGCUGGCCCAUGUUGAGGUCUGGUACACUAACGGAUAUUACAGUGGCACGAUACCAAGUUGGCUGCUGUAGCAUUUCGUGACGCUCAAGAUCGCCCUCCAUGCUGCUGAUAUGAACCCUUCAUUUCCAUCUGGUGGUGCGUGUGAUCGGCCAUACGAACGCAUGCAAGUGCGAUGUGUGCGAUGUGAACAUGCCAUGCCGGGCACAACCCUCCAACCAGACACACUGCGGUGUAGGCUGCACAGUACUCGGAAACCUCAAAGGACACAGGCAACGGUUGGAAACGGUGGUGUAAGCAGAGGCUCCCUGGGCUCCGGGCUGCGAUUGAAGUUGCGUGGUGCCACGGACAGUCGUGGUCACGUCCUGCAAGUGCUCACCAGGCUGUGUAGACGGCCCAUGGUCACUCAGACCCUUUCUGCCCACCUUCCAUUUAGCUCUGGGGAAGGGGGCCGCACAAAGAGGAUCAUGUUUUUGAAGUAUCUGUGUCGCCCUUUCAGGCAGAAACUACACACUUCCCAAAACUAUUGAAGAGGUUGCGACAUCAUCGCCCAGGCGUGACCAGUAUUGGCGCCCUCUGCUUUCUACACUUCCCUGCCAAAGACCCAAGUGUCGGAAUCAUUGUAAAGGUGGAGAGACUCUCUAUGCAGAACAGUGGGACAGGUCUUCGGAUUCGCACCCAUCAAUGUGAUAAUGACUUGGCCAAUUUUCUGAAGUCGUAGAAGAGGGGCAGAGGAUAGUUUGUUGACCAGCGUGGGCCCUCGGCCAUGUUUCCAACAACCCUAUCGCCCACCAACAAGCCGAGCCUUUGGUGCACAUCUGGUCGGCAUCAGGUGAGCAAGGUGUCGUGGAAGACACGCCGGCAACAAGGCGGUGUUUACAAUCCUCCGCCGACCUUUAGGAAGUAGGCUCGAGUCCCAAAUCGUCACCCAUACCCGCUUCGAGGUCGUCAACUCCUACUGCCCAGCCGCCAGAGGGCGAACGCAUCAACCUCAACACCCUACUGC